Selaginella moellendorffii is the source of this 1921-nucleotide messenger RNA. RefSeq names its product FRIGIDA-like protein 3. NCBI's taxonomy places the organism in Eukaryota, Viridiplantae, Streptophyta, Lycopodiopsida, Selaginellales, Selaginellaceae. The record is from RefSeq and is a predicted model, not a curated record. Bases 5 to 1783 code for a protein of 592 amino acids. The transcript is spliced from 4 exons.
CCUUAUGCUCGUGGAUAUGGAGGCGAUGGCGGCGAGGAGGGAGCGGCUCCAGCGCGCGUUCCUGGAUCUCGACAAGGAGCGGCAAAUCCUCUCCAGGUGUGUGUCAGAGUGGAAGGAGCUAGACGAGAUGCUUGCCGAGACGGAGAGAGAUGUCCAGAAGAGGUAUGACGAUCUGGCCGCGAGGGAGAAAUCCUUCCAGGAGAGGGCCCGGGAGCUCCAGAUCGCCCUGGACGAGCGCGAGCGGCUCGUCGAGCGGAGAGAGCAAGAGAUUUCGGCCAGGGAACAGGAGGAGCGAGCUCCAAAGGUUGUGGUAGUGAAAAAGGAAUCAAUGGUGGAGGAGGCAGAUCUGCUCGCAGCGGCAGUGGCAGCGCAAGAGAGCUUUACUCUGAUCGACGCUGUUCCCUCCUCCAUCUCUCAGUCGAUGGACUUGGAUCUCAACAUACCGCAAGAGAGCCCCAGCCACGACGAUGAGCUGAUCGAUGGAAGGGCCGUGGUUGGGUUGAGCUUGAGUGGCGCCAGUGGAGAGGUGAGUGUCCGUCCAGAACUUAAGGCACUGUGCGAGACCAUGGACGGGGAUGGGCUUAGAAGGUUCAUUGUGGAACACCGGAAAGAGUUUGCUAGCUUGCGCCACGAGCUUCCCGGCGCUCUUAAGUGUGCUGUGGAUCCAGCACGCAUGGUGGUGGUGGCUCUCGAGGCUUAUCUCCCAGACCCGAGUAGCAGCACGAGGAAGGCUAGCGACGCCUCGGCCAGUCGCCGGGCUUGCAUCCUUCUCCUGGAGUGUUUGCAAGUAGUGUUGGCCGAUCCGGUGCUGGGUGUAGACCACCCCGUCGUGCCUUCUCAUGUCAAGGAGGUCGCCAAGGAUAUGGCCGAAAAGUGGAGGUCUAGGAUGGACGUCCAGAAAGACGCUGCCGGGGGCAGCUCUUUGGAUGCCCAGGCUUUCCUGCAGUUACUGGCGACAUUUGGUAUCUCUUCGGAGUACGAUGAGGAAGAGCUGUGUGGGCUGAUAUCAGCUAUUGCCCGGCGUAAGAAGACUCCCGCUCUGUGUAGAGCAAUCGGCUUGUCAGCCAGGAUACCAGCUAUCGUUGACAAGCUGGUCGAGGAUGGGAAGCCGAUCGAGGCGCUGUCGAUGGCAAAGGAGUUUGGCAUCAUGGACCGCAUCCAGCCAGUGUCACUGUUGAAGAAUUACCUCAAGGAUGCUCGAAGGAUUGCCCACUCGAUGCUUAAGUCAGGCCACAGCCCAGCCGCUGCUCAGAACGAUUCCAUGAUGAAGGAACUCUCUGCGACAAGGUCCGUGCUGAAAUGCAUUGAAGAGUACAACCUUGAGGCGGACUUCCCAUCGUCUCCUCUUCACAAGCGGAUUUUCCAGCUCGAGAAAGCCAAGCUUGACAAGAAGAGAACGGGCGGCUCAAUGAAGGGCCAGUCGAAGCGGCCUCGUGGCAGCAACAACGGCGGAUACUCGUACCGGAACCCAGACAGGAAUCCAGAGAGAGGCGGCUACGUCCCGCCCGGACCCAGCGUGUCGGGCUACCAGUUCGUGUCACCGGUUGCGUUCGAGAGGCAAAACCAGGGUGGCUACAUGCCGUCGUACGCACCAGGCAGCCGGAGUGCAGUGUCACUGUCGAGCUUGCCACCGAAUUCCUACAUCUACUCCCCCGCCGACGGCUCCAUCUACGGCGCUCCUGGCUACUCCACCACCCCGACGAACACUUACCCCAGCUUUGGAAACCUCAGGAACUCGUUGCCGCCGCCGCCACCGGCGUACCAGGCAUCGUUCAUGCAUUGAUUUUCGUGGAACUCUUGUUCACAAUAAGUCACGUCAGGAGCGCUUGAGUUUGGACACGCUUCUUCGAGGCUGUGUCCUCUCGGCAGCUCGUACAGCUGGUGGAGAUUACAGGGAAGACGCUCGGGUCUUCCGCAAUAC